Halichondria panicea is the source of this 2779-nucleotide messenger RNA. RefSeq lists its product as uncharacterized. The transcript has 10 exons. The record is from RefSeq and is a predicted model, not a curated record. The coding region runs from base 71 to 2371 and encodes 766 amino acids. NCBI's taxonomy places the organism in Eukaryota, Metazoa, Porifera, Demospongiae, Suberitida, Halichondriidae.
GUUUGCGUGCUCUUACAAUUAUCUGUACGUAGAUCUGUCUACGUACAUACUGGUAGCUAGCUACUAGAGAAUGGCUACUGUAACUCUCUUUCUCUGCUGUCUGCUGGGAAGUGUUUCUCUUGUGUAUGGACAGAAUUUGAUUCGACUGGCAUUACCAAGUGACCCCCCUACCACUGACCGCACUGGACAGAUCAUCUCAUUCUCUGAUUUUGGACCAGGAGUUGGUACUAAUCCACCAGUCUGGCAUUGCUACAAUGACAACAAUGCUCGUGUAUCGUGGGUGUUCCCUGAUGGGAGUGCAGUACCCAUAGUUUUCGGCAGGGAUGCAACUGGGAUUGAAAUGUUCAUCAGUGGUGUUACUGGAGCUGUUGUUCUGCAUCGUGGUCCCACACACUACAGUCCUGAUGGAGAACACUGCUGUAGGAGGAAUGACAAUUCACUGAGGAUAUGUGUCACCUUCACUCCCUGCCCCACACUGAGUCCCCUCACUAACUCUAAUGGAAUGAUCUCAUACGACCCUGACACCAACAUAGCCACCUACGGCUGUGUCCCUGGGUACGCACCAACCAUCACCAGUGGAACAGCACAGAGGACUUGUGAGAGUGAUGGUACUAGUGCUGGUACCUGGACUGGAACACCAGCUACAGUUACUUGUACAAUCGUCACCUGCCCUGUCCUAACCUCCCCUACCAAUGGAGGUGUGUCCACCCCUAGUCGGGACUACCUCACCUUUGCUGCAUACAGCUGUGAUACUGGCUACUUCCUCACUGGUAGUGCUACUAGACAAUGUGAAGCUACUGGUCAGUGGUCACGAGUGGCACCAACUUGUUCACCUGUUGACUGUAGACCUCUGGCUAUUGCCAAUGGAAUAGUGGACACAUCCUCUGGAACCACCUUUGGGAGCACUGCUACCUACACCUGUAACACUGGAUACAACAUUGUUGGUAGCGAGAUCAGAACUUGUGGAGCAAGUAUAACAAGUGGACCAACUGGAGUUUGGAGUCCAGCUGCACCAGUUUGUGAAAUUGUCAACUGUGGUUCCCUGGACGCCCCCUCCAAUGGAGCAGUGGACACAUCCUCUGGAACCACCUUCAUGAUGACUGCUACCUACACCUGUAACACUGGAUACACUCUGACUGGAGCAAACACUCGGACUUGUGGGAGUGGUGGAAUGUGGAGUGGCAGUGAUCCAACCUGUUUACAGCUCCUAGCUGUGAUCAGCCCCAGUGGUGGUCCAAUGGCUGGUCAGAGUUUCUCCCUCACUUGUUCCCUGAGUGGAGGGGCCUCUCUACAACCCACCCUCUCCUACCAGUGGACGAGGGAGGGAGGGUCACUCAUGACCAGCACAGCAACCCUCAACUUUGACACUCUCUACUUGUCAGACGCUGGUCAGUACAGCUGUCAGGUCAUCCUCACCUCCAGUCAGCUUGAGGGGGGACACACUGUAGCUGCUCACUACACCAUUGAGUUCAUGACACUCAACAUUCAACUUCGUCUGGAUGUAAUAACAAACUGUGAGGUGUACAUUGAGUCAGAGACAAUGGCCAAAGCCAGUGGCAUCACUACCAGACUAUCUCAAGGUGUUGAAGGAUUGUGUGCUUGUGGGUUCAGCCCCUCCCUUCUCACUGACGAGUUCAUCAAUUGUUUUGAUGGUUCCUCUAGUCAUGUGACCUACAGAGCUGUACUGACUGGAACAGAAACUGCAUCUGCUGUGGAACUCAUUUCUUUAAUUGAACAAUGGAUCAGCGACACUUCAAGCAUCAUAGUACAAAGUACCCGACUUGGUUUGACAAACACUUGCCCUGUGCUGAUCACUGACAGAGACAGUCCAGAGUGCCCUGAGGACAUCACUAAUCGGACAACUGCUACUACCUCACCCACAGAGAGUGUAGUGGUCAAUGUUGGUGCAGUGGCUGGUUGGGUGGUUGCUGGAGUCUUGGCCAUUGUUGUGCUAGUACUGAUCAUAUUGCUUGUGCUGGUUAUGCUGUUGUUACUAAGGCUACGGAGGUCUGGAUCCAAGGACAUGAGUGAUGAGAAGACAGGCAACCAACCAACACAACUACCCCCAGUGGUGAUGAGUCAUCUCCCCUCCCAUGAUUACGAGGGGUUGAGCAAACUACAAGAGGAGGCUACCUAUGAGGUGGUGGACCAGCCACGCCCCCCUCCUCCUGCAGACUACCAGCUCUCAGCCUGUGCAGCUUAUGCAUCCACUGACUGCAACACAGAGAACAAUUUGUUUCCUGCUUCCUGCACCAAUCGAUUACACAUGGCAGGAACUAAAUAUAGCCACAAAGCAGCCACGUGGCUUUGCUUAGAAACUUCAACACAAACAAAUUUAGAUAAAUUUACAUGCCACAGCAAACUGAACUGACAAAUUGUUGCAAAAGUAUGAGAUGAAUUUGAACAUGUUCAGUGCUAUCUUAUAGGAUUGAUGAACAUUUAUAUGUAAUUAUUUUUCGUGUCGAUCCAUUGAGAGUCGAGAAAUGCAUCGUUGAAAAUGCUGUAUAAAAAACCACAAAAUAGUACUAGUUGGAGAGAUGUGAGCACACAAUAAGCCACAUUUUGUGUAUUACAUCCAACAGAUGUCCUCCUCAAUACAUUCUAAGCAUUGUCCAAAUCAGUCGUACUUGUAUUCUGUGUGGUAGGAAAAAUAUGCUAUUAUUACAGGUCAAAAAUUUUUUUAAUCAGGAAUUGCCUGAACAGACCACUGUAUAUGCUUACCCCACUGUAGAGAAGCUCAGCUAACCUACCCAGCUUAUUUAGUAUACCUAGCAAGUGG